This is a messenger RNA of Gryllus bimaculatus (two-spotted cricket), 279 nucleotides long. NCBI's taxonomy places the organism in Eukaryota, Metazoa, Arthropoda, Insecta, Orthoptera, Gryllidae. The record is from the annotation of a GenBank genome assembly.
GAGAGAACGGAAUAUAUUAAGCCUUGGCUCAUCUCCUACUUCAUCGUUGCCCCUGUGGAGGGUACAGCCCUUUUAACAUCAUUUUUCGUCGCCAUGCUAGUCGAUAUGUGGCCACUUGCCGUCAGCUUGUUUAUCGGCUUCCUCUGCUAUUUUGCUGUGUAUGGAUGCUGCUUGUACAUAAUAUACUGCUACUUCAUCUCCAUCGGCGAAGUGACUAUCAUCAAUGUCUAAAACAACACGACACCGGAACCAAGCCACAGAUAUGCAGAUAAACUUGAU